AUGAAAGGUACAAUGGAAGCUUUCAAACCUAACUACGGUAGCCCGGAAUUGGUGGAUCUACAAAGUCCCGAUACUGAGCCUCAGUCAAAACAAGGCUAUCCACCAGGUGAGCUGAUGGAUAUCGAUGACUGCCAGGAGCAACAACGCCAAACUCCCAAUGAGAGUGCUCCACAGGCCGAGCUUUCAGAUCUCAAGACGCAGCUGCAAGAGAAAACCCAGAAGCUUGAAGAACUACAGGAACAGUGUGACAUAAUGAGCAAAGAUGCCAUCAAGAACAGUCAAAUGCUCAAAGAGUCACAGGAAAAAUGUGGCACGAUCAGCCAAGAGGUCACCAAGAAAGACCAGGAUGUUAUAAAGUUUCGUAAACUCUGGAAGAAGGCCGCCACGGAGCAUGAUAAGUUCCGAGCCAGUGGACAGGGGUUCUACCAGAUUACGGACGAGUAUCUGGUGGAGCUAAUCAAUCAUCUCAGACUCAACAUCCGAGACCUUUCGAUCCAGUACUUCGACGGUAUCGUUUGGAAAGGGGAUCGAUUUAUCUUCUAUGAGCCGGGUUAUUUCUACCACCUGAACAAUACUACUCUAGAGAGCAAAGGAUUCAUGCGAUAUCUCGAAUCAAGUACAACAUCUCAUGAAGUCGUUCAAGGGUUUCUUUGGACAGUCAUCGUCCAUGAAAUAUUUGACAAGUUUGAGUGGCUUGGUUCAGACACCUGUUAUGACUUUCGACACCUCAGGCAUGGACUAAAGCCUCUGUUACUUCUGGAGUUCGACUACCAUAUCAAUGUUGAGAAGUCCAACAACUACAUGAAGGAUAGGACCGAGUAUCAUGUAAAGCGGAUCAUCAACACGAUUGGACGCAAUCUUCUUAAAAAGGAUAAGGAGAGGGGCUUCAAAAACCAACUGUCAGCGAUUAUUACCGAAGCAUUCGCCUUGGACAAGGAGAUUAGUCGCCAAGUUGCGCGUGUGAUUUGGAGAUUCAAUGUUUCUCAACAAGAAGAAAACGUUGGUCACCCCGAUGCCGCCCCCAGCAACCCAGGUCUGGUUAUGGCCCCAGCUGUUUUUAAAAGGGGCAAGUCUACAGGUGAAGGAUUUGAUCACGAGACAAAGCUGCUGGAUAUAGUAGAAGGUAGUAAGUAA
Messenger RNA from Fusarium mangiferae, 1134 nucleotides. RefSeq lists its product as uncharacterized. The record is from RefSeq and is a predicted model, not a curated record. Lineage: Eukaryota; Fungi; Ascomycota; Sordariomycetes; Hypocreales; Nectriaceae. The transcript has 4 exons. Bases 1 to 1134 code for a protein of 377 amino acids.